AUUUCCUGAAGUGAGCGCGGGCUCACCAGCCUCAUUUGUCUGUCGCACACCUGGAAGCUUCAGCUCCAACCACAACCUCCAUCUGUCAUCCUCCCUCGCCGCCGUCUGCGAACCCUCCCUCUCCCCAGCGCUCUGCCGCCGCCGCAACCACGAUACACCGGCCGACACAAAUCGACCCUCUCGCAUCGCGCCCCACCGUCACAAACGCGCAGACAGGCCUCCCUUUGCCCUCCAUCGCCAUGCAACGGGCGUCGUACGGGCAGUCGCCCCCGUUGCACCACCCCGUGCCGCAGCACGUUUCCACAGUACCCCAGCUGCGGUCGCCGCCGCCGCCGCCCGGCUCGGCGCAGUCGCAUCAGCAGGGCUACGGCGGCACGCCCUACCAACAGCAGGGCGGGUCGGCGGGCAACGUGUUUGGCGCCUACGGGCAGUUCAUGAACGACCCGACGGCGCAGGUGGCCGCGCAGUUUGGGCAGACGGCCUUUAAACAUGGCCAAGAAUACGUCGAGCAGAAUUUUGGCCGCUAUGUCAACGUCUCGGCGCUAAAACACUACUUCAACGUCUCUAACUCGUACGUCGUCAACAAGCUCUUCCUGGUCAUCUUCCCCUGGCGGCACAAGCCCUGGUCGCGCAAGCAGGCCGUCGGCGCGAAUGGCCAGGAGGGCUGGUACCUGCCUCCGCGGGAGGACAUCAACAGCCCCGACAUGUACAUUCCAGUAAUGGCCCUCGUCACAUAUAUUCUUCUCUCGACCCUGAUCGCGGGUCUGAGGGGCCAGUUCCAGCCGGAGCUGCUGGGGUACACGGCGACGACAGGGCUGGUGGUUGUCAUCGUCGAGAUAGUGGCGCUGAAGCUCGGGUGCUAUCUGUUAAGCAUCUCAAGCCAGUCGCAACUCUUUGAUCUCAUUGCGUACUCGGGUUACAAGUUUGUCGGCAUCAUUGUCACCAUUGUCGUGGCUGAGCUGGUCAACGGUGGCAAGGGCACGGGCGGCUGGGUCGGCUGGGCGGUCUUCUUCUACACGUUCCUGGCCAAUUCGCUCUUCCUGAUGCGCUCGCUCAAGUACGUCCUCCUCCCGGAAUCAGCGGGCAACACCGGCGGCCCGAUGCAGACCGACUCAAGGGCCAAGCGGAACCAGAGGACGCAGUUCCUCUUCUUCUACUCUUACAUUGUGCAGCUAUUCUUCAUGUGGAUUCUCACCAGGGCUUGAGCGGACAUGGCGAAUGGCGACGAACUGGAGGGGCGAGAGGCGUCCGAUUGGAGGUCGCACGGGUGAUGUUUCGGUGUCAGCAUAGACUUUGAGCGGCAAAAGCCGCAUGGCUGAUUCACGUAAGCACCCAGACAGGAAUUUACCUGUCUCAUGAUGAUGGACGACCUGAAGAAGGGACGAGGGCAAGGCCUUGAGGACAAGAGCUGCUGCGCAUCCGCCAUCUGAGGGGUGGCUGAGCCGGGCGGGCGGGGACGUUUUCAUCAGCGGGCGACGGAGUCAUUAGCAUAUAGACAGGAUGACGAAAAAAAGAUGAC
Purpureocillium takamizusanense is the source of this 1519-nucleotide messenger RNA. It is a transcript of the gene hrf1, whose product is annotated as Protein transport protein yif1. The transcript has 4 exons. NCBI's taxonomy places the organism in Eukaryota, Fungi, Ascomycota, Sordariomycetes, Hypocreales, Ophiocordycipitaceae. Gene Ontology annotation, cellular component: endoplasmic reticulum membrane; Golgi membrane; COPII-coated ER to Golgi transport vesicle. The record is from RefSeq and is a predicted model, not a curated record. Bases 240 to 1205 code for a protein of 321 amino acids. Gene Ontology annotation, biological process: endoplasmic reticulum to Golgi vesicle-mediated transport.